Durotheca rogersii is the source of this 2326-nucleotide messenger RNA. RefSeq names its product Golgin subfamily A member 7/ERF4 family-domain-containing protein. Gene Ontology annotation, cellular component: extrinsic component of endoplasmic reticulum membrane; endoplasmic reticulum palmitoyltransferase complex. Bases 1 to 1800 code for a protein of 599 amino acids. Gene Ontology annotation, biological process: protein targeting to membrane; peptidyl-L-cysteine S-palmitoylation. NCBI's taxonomy places the organism in Eukaryota, Fungi, Ascomycota, Sordariomycetes, Xylariales, Xylariaceae. The record is from RefSeq and is a predicted model, not a curated record. The transcript is spliced from 3 exons.
AUGAACAUCCUACAGCGACCGUUUUCCUCUCUGUCAGCGCUGGAAGGCCCGAGUUCUUACCGCAACCACUAUUCUUCUUCCUGCUGCGACCGGCAUCAGCACCAGCGCCAGCGCCAGCGCCAGCAGCACCAGCCACUACCAUCACCGCCCGCCACCUCCCCGGGAGGAGACCCUCGUGUUCGGCCGACGGGAUUGCCCAAUUGCUCGUCCGGCCGUCGAGGCGGCCAAUUCGAUACCGUGUCACAAACGGCUUCGCACGCAGACAGCCACACUGCGAACCCGCAAUCGUCCGCCCUAGAUGCCCACUCGAAUGCCCCGAUCCAUUCGCCUUCUCAGCAGCCCGAGUAUCCCACCGUUACCGCCCCAGAGCCUGCGGUGAUCGCCUCCCCGACACGACAAUCAACCGGCGGCCGAAGGAAUUUACUGGCGACGAGACCCCCCGGCCCCUACAAUCAUCCCUUACAAACCCCAUUCCGCAACCGCGCCGCCGCCACAGCCGUUCCCCUGUACCGCCUCCCGCGCCGCUUCGCCCCUGGCCGUCUUUGGAAUCCUACCAAUUCCACCCCGAGAGCCGUGCCGUCUCAAACAUCCCAGCCCGCGCGGUCAUCGCGGCGUAAACGUCGUCCUUCCACCCCGCCGCCACCUUCCGUGCCUGUCAGCCAUCCUACCAUUGAAAUUUCUUCAGACCCAGCAGAACCAAUCGGCUUCGGAGCAGGCGACUUCCCGCUCCUCCCGCUGCCGGAAUCGAAACGUGCGAGUCUACAUAUCGAAGGGAGGGCGAGUGGGGACAAGCGGAUCAGCCUCCCCGCUUCACUUCGACAUUCCUACGACGGCAAGCGUGCUUCGACCCCGCUACCACCUCCGGGAGAGUCUGAGGCUGGUCCGUCGGAGCCUAGAGCGAAGCCUAGAGUUUACGGUCUGAGGAAGCGCGGCCAAAGCGUUACAAAGCGGGCCCGGGCAGUCAGUUUCGGCCUCGUCCAACCGGAUACCUCUGAAGGCUCCCCUAAGAGGGUUGACAAAGGAAAGGGCAAGGCCGUUAUGCCGCAGACGACGAGUGAAGACCCGGCGGGGCCAUUUUCCAAGGACCUCGAGAGGGGACCCUCCGUGCUAAGCCGUCGGCAUAAUGGGUCCAACGCAUCACUUCCGGGCGGCAUUGGUUCCGCUAUAUCCUCGAGCAACUCCUCCAUCAUGGGCGACCCUGACCAGCCAGAUCUGGGCGAGGAAUGGGGUCCGCAACACCCGUGCUAUCCGCACCUUAACCCUCAUGUGCCUAUCAAUUCCCCAGAGUAUUCGAGCACGCGUAUAAUACGUAUCCGAAGAGAUUGGUUACUACAGGGAGACUUGGCGCCUACUUUUUCCAACCUAUACCCUGAGAUCCUGGACCCAGCUGGUGUAUCGGAACAAGAGUUCCGCCGAGUCAUCGAGAAGCUCAACGGAGAACUUAUCCCCAUCUUCAACCCCUACAAUUGGCGGAACAUCCUAGAUGGUGUUCUCGGCCUCCUGACCGGCUGGAUAUGGGACGACCUAGGCUUCACAUAUGCCAAAACGAGGCUACGCAACUUAGAGAAUUGGAUCGAGAAAUGGAACGCUGAGAUGGAAAAGGCGACAGGUUCGGAUGAGGGCGUCAUCCCUCCCCGAAUUGUUCCAUUGAGACGUACGGGUUACAUGAAUCUCGAUUUUCAAAUCCCGGAUCCGGAAAUAGCGCCUGCUACUAGCGAACCAUCGGGCUCGAGGAUGGGCCCAACUACGCCGACGGAGCCUAACCCGGCAGUAUCGCCCGAAUCGCCCAUUAGGGCAUAACUGCCAUCACUCAUUCCUUCCUUGUUGUAUAAACCAUUCAUCUUAUUCACUUCAUACGUCUUUUUAAUCGGACUCGACCGUCGUCCUAGGCUGUACGAAUAACGAAGAUACCCAAGCAUCACUAUUAUUCUCACCCUUACCUUAAUUCUACGUUCAUUGGUAGAGCAGCGCCUCUGCCCUUCACUUUAUCUCACGGACGGGGUUUCUACUAGAUUCAGCACCUUUAUAUGGCGGUGUAGCAUGGCGCGGCGUUCCGGGUGUACCUAUACGGUUGAAUUCCCCCAGGGGCUCUCGAACGACUUGAGAAGAAGAAAAGAACACUAAGCCAACGUACUAAAAACCCUCAAGGGAGACUCGGGGAUAAGAGAAGCCGAACAUAUCGUGUAAUACUGCCGCCUAUAAGAAGCAGCAAUGAGACAUGUCACCUGCGACGGCACUCUAGGGGGAACAGCAGUGAUCGUAAGAUAGAAGGAAACUGUGUUCAGUUGCCAAUAAUUUUGCCCUGUUCUUUUAUUUCUUAGGAACC